CUGAGAACAGAUUCAUACAGAAAUACCAGGGUGGGAACUACCGGUCUGAUCUUAUCUCUUCUUUUCACAAGCCGAAAGAAAAUGAAACCUCAGACAUUUUUCUCUGUAUUUCUCUUCUUGGGUUUCGCCUCUGCAGGUAUUCUGCAAAAUCCAGAUUUCGAAUCUCCACCGACAAAUUUACCAGAAAACUCCACAGACCCAUUUUUCUUGCUCAACGAGAACACUACUCUUCCCGGAUGGACAUUUCAAGGCACAGUUCAGUAUGUAAAAGCUUCUAAAUCCACACCAUUACCCGGCAAUGGCCACGCCGUCCAGCUGGGUCAAGACGGCAAGAUCAACCAGACUUUCAUUGCCAAUGGCGAUAACCUGAACUACAUUCUCACCUUCACACUCACCUAUGGCGGUCAGGACUGCUUGGUUGAUGCUGGGUUGGUGGUUUCAGCACCAGACAGCCAUGGGGUCUUCGCCUUUAAGCAGAAUUAUGGCAAGGAGAAAUGGCAGAGCUUUGCUCAUUACUUGGGAAUUUGGGGAGAAGACCAACCAAUUAACAUAGUGUUUGAAAGUCAAGCUGUUGAAUCAGAUGUUAACUCUACAUGUUGGCCAAUUGUUGACUCUCUGCUAAUCAAAACCUUUGGAACUUUGGUUCAAGGCCAUGAUAACUUGCUGGCUAAUGGUGGAUUUGAAGAUGGCCCUCAUUUCUUGAGCAACUCCUCUGAUGGAAUUCUACUUGAGCCAGCACCAAGUCCUAUUCAAUCUCCAUUAAGCCAAUUCUCUAUAAUCGGAACGGUUAAAUAUAUUGACUCGAAGCACUUCUCUGUCCCACAGGGCAAUGCUGCCAUAGAGAUUGUGUCUGUUUCUUCCGGAAUACAAACAGCGACGAAGGUGAUUGAGGGUUCUACUUAUAGCUUGACAUUUACACUUGGUGAUGCAAAUGAUGGAUGCAAGGGAGAUUUCAUCAUUGGAGUUCAAGCAGGAUCAGUAGCUCAGAAUAUUACACUGCAUAGUGCUGGGACUGGCUCAAGCAAGAAGUUUAGCUUGACAUUCAAAGCUGAUUCAGGGGCAACUCCAAUCACUUUUCUUAGCCUUACCAGUCAUCAGAACAGAGAUGGCAUAUUCUGUGGUCCUGUUGUUGAUGAUGUUGUUUUGAGUGAUUCUUCGGGAUCAAAAUCAUCAGAAGUUAAGUGGAUAUUUCUCAUUUUUUUGUUGUUAGCAAUUUUGUGAUCGAGUGUUCGUUGAGUGUGGUUUAGCUGCAUAUUUGUUCAUGGUACCUGGUUGAUUGUCAGAGUUUCUUGUUCCGAGAAGAAGAGAAAAUUGUGAAAACAUCAGCAUUUUGUUCAUUUCCGAUUAUAUUGAGUGGAAGAACAAUAUAUCAAUCUAAUAGCAUUUUAAUAAA
Carica papaya (papaya) is the source of this 1393-nucleotide messenger RNA. Its product is annotated as Emb:.1 protein, putative (Protein of unknown function, DUF642). NCBI's taxonomy places the organism in Eukaryota, Viridiplantae, Streptophyta, Magnoliopsida, Brassicales, Caricaceae. The record is from RefSeq and is a predicted model, not a curated record.